AUGAACCCCGGUUACAACGACCUCAUUAAACACUUGCUGAGAGCUGAGAAGCUACCAACCUUGGAAGAAGUAUGCUCUCAAAUCCAGAAGGAACAAGGGUCGGUUGGACUCUUUGGGGGCAAAGGAGAGCUUGUGUUGGUGAACCAAGCUGAAGGCACAGCAAACAAGGGUCAGUACAAGCCGGAGGACAAGAAAGUGUGGGGAACCAUGGGAGAUGAAGAACAAAGUGAUUGUGAUUGGGAGCAAGAAGAACAAUUUCUGUCUGAUGAAGAAAGUGGUUAUGAAGAAGAUCAGUGGACAGAUGAUUGUUCCAAUACUGAUUAUGAUGAUGAUCCAGAUGGUGGAGAACUUGAACCAGAACCACCAGACCAGUACCAAGACAACACCAGCUCCAUAGAUUGGUCUAGAGAAGAAGCUGACCAGAGAGAUAACCAUGAGGCUGAGAUGUAUCAAGAGGAAACUGAAUCCCAGAUCAGUCUAGAUGAACACAGCUAUCAUGAAGAAGCAGAAAAUGAACCAGAAGUGGUUUAUCCAGAAGAUGGUGUUGAUGAUAACUCAGAUCAUGAGGAGUCAUAUGUGGAAGAGAGGCCAUGGUGUGAGAUACCAUACUCUGAUCAUGAAGAAGAGAACCAUGAUGAAACUGAUUCCCAAGUCAGUUUACCCUACUCUGAAGCAAACCGUGAAGAUGGAGCAACAAGUGAGUGUGACUUUGCUGAAGAAGAAGAAAAUGAGGCUGUAAGAAGUGAUGAAGAGUAUGAACCAAGAUACAUCCAAUACGCAGGCCAUCAUGAAGGAAUAGAAGCUUACUGGAAGUGGGAGAAAGACCUAGAUCAAUGGUUUGAACUUCAUCAGAUUGAAGAGGAGGAGAGACCACUAAUUGCUGAAGAUACUCUAACUGAGUAUGCAUACUGGUGGUAUGAUCGUGAUGCUUCUUGGACAGAAAUGAAGGAGCUACUACGUGAGGAGUUUGUGACAACAGCUGAGAGCCACAAGGAGUAUCAUUUCAGGCGCCCAGAUGUAUUUCCUAAGCCAAGGAGAUUGAUUCUAGCACCCAUGUCAACUCCAGAGAUUAAGCCAAAGAAGAAUUGUGGUUCUAAGUCAAGGGAAAUCACGUGCAACACUUCUAGCAGCAAAGAAAAUGAUGAUAAGGUUGUGCAAUCCAAGAAGAAACCAAAGGAGCAACAUGUGCAACCAAAGAAAGGAACUCAAGCAAAGCAGAAUUUAAAGAUGAGUUCCCUACAUAUGAUCAAGCCUCAAGCAAAUCUUCAGUGGUUUAAAGGAGCUCUACAGCUACCUAAGAAAAAGACAGAGGCGAGAUCUCCAGCUCCAACAAAGUCAGAACAACAAGCAGAGAAGCAAUAUCCAAAGCAGAAGCUAGAGCAAUGUAAGUUUUCUGAUCCUUUAAAGAUAACUAGCAUAAUCUGUUAUAGAUGCCAUCAAGAGGGUCAUUAUGCUGUAGCUUGUCCAAGUAGAUCAUCACUAGAGAUUUUACACUUAGAAACACCAGAAAAUGCUUUUAAAGAUAAUCUUGUUCAGCUAGUCCCUGAGAUGUCUAUUUCUAGUGUAAUACACUUGUCUUUGCCAAGAGAUGUUGAUGCAGGAAGUGAAGAAAACUUUGAGAAAAAUUGUCUAGAAUCAGACAUACUCCAAACCAAUGUGAUUAUCAACUCCCGGCCAACACCAAUCACUGCCCCCAAACCAGAGUUGAUACUUGGUAAUUAG
Raphanus sativus (radish) is the source of this 1722-nucleotide messenger RNA. RefSeq lists its product as uncharacterized. The transcript is spliced from 2 exons. Lineage: Eukaryota; Viridiplantae; Streptophyta; Magnoliopsida; Brassicales; Brassicaceae. The coding region runs from base 1 to 1722 and encodes 573 amino acids. Gene Ontology annotation, molecular function: zinc ion binding; nucleic acid binding. The record is from RefSeq and is a predicted model, not a curated record.